AUGUCGCCGCCAGAAACACCCCUCACAAUAGCCGACAAGAUCGGCAGCUUUCAACUCUCCUCCCUCGAUCCCGCCGGUGCAGCCUUCACCCCUCUUCUCUAUAGAUUACGUGAAGAGACAUUUCCAGGACGGACAACUCAAAUCAGACAUGGCUCCUACCUGAGACGCUUCACCAAGGGACCACCUCUGGACAUCGACUUGACAACUAGCGACAAGCCUAACGCCAAUCUCGAGAGCGUUAUGCGCGAGUUUGGAUGGACUGGCUGCGUUGUUGUUCGAGAUGGGGUGAUCAGGGUUGAAGAGUACAGACAUGGAAACUCGCCUGCGUCUCGCAACGACAUACAGUCAGUCACCAAGUCUUUCAUGACGACUAUUCUGGGCAUCGCUCAGCAGCAAGGCAAGCUCUCUGUCGAUGAUACCGUUGGCUGUCACGUCGAAGAGUUGAAGGACACUGCCUGGAAGGACGUGCCCUUGCUGGCUCUCGCCAACAUGUCUGCUGGUGUUGUCGAAAUCUCCGAGGAAGCACGACCCCCAGAUGUCCCAAACCCAAUGUACGCUACCGACCUCUAUCCUCAGCGGGAUACCAACGCCGUACUCAGCUGGCUGCGUACGUUCAGAAAGGUGGCCGAGCCUUGGGAAGAGUUUCACUACUACAACCCCAACUUUUACGUGUUGUCGAUUGCCAUUUCUCGAGCAACUCAAGUGCCGCUGGAGGAGUACAUUUCUAGUCAAAUCUGGGAGCCCGCUGGAAUGCAGUACGAUGCGUACAUGCGAACAACCGGGGCGGGGCAGAUUGAUGGGCAUGGAGGUCUGUCAGUCACCUUGACUGACAUGGCUCGCUUUGGGUGCUUCAUCCUAGACGCCCUCAAGGGAGAAGGCAAAGGUCCUGCCUUGCCAGCAGGUUGGUUUCAGGAUAUUUCCGAAGCCAAGACUAGCGAAGGACCAAGAGCUGCUGGAGGGAACGACAUUAUUCCCACAUUUGGGUACGAAACGGGCUGGUGGACGCCUGCCAAGGGUGCAGAGGGAGGUCCGCUGAGGGAGAAUGGAGCGUUUGCCGGGUUUGGAAUGUAUGGCCAAUCCCUCUAUGUUAUCCCCAAGUUGGACACUGUCAUCGCGGUUCAGUCAGGAUAUCCCGAGCAUUCGUGGGACAUAUUUGCUGGGAAUAUUGACUUUGCUACCGCUGUUGUCAAGGCGCUGCAAAAAGAGGACAAACAAAUAUCAGCGACAUGA
This is a messenger RNA of Fusarium keratoplasticum, 1230 nucleotides long. Its product is annotated as Beta-lactamase domain-containing protein. The transcript has a single exon. The record is from RefSeq and is a predicted model, not a curated record. The coding region runs from base 1 to 1230 and encodes 409 amino acids. Lineage: Eukaryota; Fungi; Ascomycota; Sordariomycetes; Hypocreales; Nectriaceae.